Lampris incognitus (smalleye Pacific opah) is the source of this 1879-nucleotide messenger RNA. RefSeq lists its product as uncharacterized. Bases 164 to 667 code for a protein of 167 amino acids. NCBI's taxonomy places the organism in Eukaryota, Metazoa, Chordata, Actinopteri, Lampriformes, Lampridae. Gene Ontology annotation, biological process: autophagosome assembly; positive regulation of DNA-templated transcription. The transcript has 4 exons. The record is from RefSeq and is a predicted model, not a curated record. Gene Ontology annotation, cellular component: autophagosome; nucleus.
GUAGAGCUGAUAAACAAGUUAGAGAGCAAAACAACCGUUGAGGAACAGUGGGGUAGACCGGUAUAACCGUGAAGUAGACCGGUAUAACCUAAAAAGAAAACGACCUGAACCACAGAAAAAAAAAAAACUUUCACUUUCGUCAGAGUGCAAUAGAGGCAAAACGAUGAUUGGAAAGAUCCUUUCUCAUCUGCUUGGAAAUGCUGGUGAUGACUACAAAGUGGAGGAAGACACGUAUGAGGAGGUGAUGGAGUUUGAGGAGGGAGGAUGGAUCAUUGUGAAUAUCCCAGAGAAUGUGCCACUGUCUGUUCCUGAGGUGGAUCCCCUUGAGAACCUACUGAUUGAGCACCCCAGCAUGUCCGUCUACCAGAUGAGAUGCACCAUCGGUGGAGAGGAGGAGGAAGAGCUGGCUUCUGAUGAAGAUGAGGAGGACUCUCUGAGGGCAGUAGCAGUAAGGCAGCACAUCUCGUGGCGGUUGGCAGCUUGGGGCAUCCCCCUAGCCUGCGAUGUCCAGUUGCUAGCUGUCCAGAGGGCAAAGAACCAGGUUGAGCACAAGAAGUUGAGCCGCAGCGCCCUCCACAGACAGAACCUGGCCAAGACAUGUUUCUCCCCGGCAGAGAGACGCUAUGGUCACUUCAAGCAGCCUUGCCAGCGCCUGUACAACUACUAAGCCUUGUGGUGGGCCAUACCAUUUCAUUGUAGUUCAGUUUGCUGCACAGUGUUUUGACUCUAUUUGGGUGUAUUACAAUAGCUCUCCUGGAUUGUUUCUAUUCUGUAGUGGUGGUCUCCUGUCAUGUGCCUCUUUGGGCAGAAUAUAUGCCAGUUUCAUUCCGACCAAACAUGACACCAGCUGAUACUGCCUGCUCUUUGUUUUGAGAACGUGCUAACUGAAAUCAGAAGUUGUAGUGUCUGGUUGGAAAACUAUCGUGCUCUGAAAACUGCAGACCAUAUGCCUUUGGUGGCAUAUGUUCUGCAGUUAAGCACACAAUUAUUUCACAACAUAAUAAUGCCCAAGAUUUGUGUGGAAGAUAUGAUGCUUACAAAAUGUUCACCCUGCAAACUUUCUUCCUUAUGUAUUUCAAGUGACAGUAUCUAUAUGUAUCUGGCUUGUUAAGGAAAAACAUUUGAGACUCAGUGUUUUUGCCAUGUAUCCAAAAAUAAAAUAAGAGUCAUAGGAACCACAGAAACAUUACUUAUCACUGUGCAAACUGUCUCCUAUGUGGUUAACCUGCAAUAUAACCCACAUAGUGUGUCUGAACCCAUUGAGAAACGACCCUUGAUCUCUUCAAAUUGUGAAUGAAAUGGUCAUUCCCUCAGGUUUUUAUAAACAUUGGCAGCACUGCUGUUUUCAAGCAAACUCCUUUGUACAAUACGAAAUAAGUACACCUGAGUUGUUCCAUGUUUAAACAGCAGUUUAAGUAGGGCUAAUGGUUGGAAGUUUGGGAUGUGUGAAAGCUAUUAUAAUGGUACUUUUACUGUUACAUUGGCUGACAUGUGAACAUUUGAAAAAACGAUUUCUUGUGUUUUCAAUUAGACUGCCAGUUGGUUUAUGGCACAUUUUCAUAGCAUAUUUCUCAGUUGUACACAACAUGUUUUGCAUCCUGUGCCUUGGAUUUACGUAGACAUUGAUUUUAAUACUGUAUUGCAAGUUAGAAGCACAUUUUGUACCAAGCCAAUUUGUAGUCACAUUUAUUCUGCGAAAUACUGUAAUUUCUUAAGAAAUAUUCUUUAGCAUUUUAUACUUUACAGUGGAUGUUGUUUCUCUACCUAAAUUUGUCCUUUUAGAGACAUGUAAAUACCAUUGGAUACGAUGUUUGCGUUUUGUUUUUUAUUUAUAAAAUGUACAAAAAAAUUGCAAAUAAAUUUUGUUUUUUAAGUUGUA